AUGGAUGCUUCCAAACGCUUGCAACCAAAUUUAGGUGAUGGAAAUGAAGACGUUGAAGACAGAAACAUUCCUAGAGGCCUAAGCAAUGGCACAACAGAAACCAAGGAAGCUAAAAAAGCAAGGUGGACAAGAAGGUGCAAACUGGAGAGUGCACAAGCUUGUUUUAUAUUCUGCCUGUGGCAUAGCAGCGGAAUAGUUGGCGGUUUGCUGAGUUUAGGUGGAGGAUUCAUUAUGGGUCCACUGUUUCUGGAGAUUGGGAUCCUUCCUCAGUAUUUGUUCUCGUCGCAUUCACUUCUUAUUAGUUCCAUCCCUCAGACUCUCUACUUUGCUGCUGCGACAAUUCUUUUUGCCGUCAUGGGGCAAAAUUUUGGAGGAAAGGUGAUCAAAAGCCUUAGGAAGAACAUACUUGAUCAUCUUCAUUCUGGCUUUCACAACACUUGGGAGUACAGUUUCCUUAGAGUUGGCAUAGCAAACAUGGUUAAGCAAAUUGAGCACAAGGAGUACAUUGGGUUUGAGAGAAAGUGCAGCAAAGGAUCCUAA
Molecule: messenger RNA, 540 nt
Organism: Prunus armeniaca (apricot)
Lineage: Eukaryota; Viridiplantae; Streptophyta; Magnoliopsida; Rosales; Rosaceae
Source: the annotation of a GenBank genome assembly